AAUGCAUUGGCUGAGAUUUCACAGAAUUUACGAUGGGAUUUGAGAGAGGAGACCAGAGGAAGAGCUACCUCAGUCUCCAAACCCCAAUGGAAGUGGGAGAGCGCUAAUGCUCCCCUGACUGUGUGAUGUGAACAUGGAGAAAGUAGCCUCGGCAGAUUCCUUUCUCCCCAAGCCUCGUGUGCCACAGAGGGCCGAGCCCCAGACCCUCCAGCCUGGUACAGAAGACGACCAACCCUCCUCCAGCCCCAGACCCACCUCGUCCUCCCCAUACCCCCUCAGCCAGCUCCUGCUCCAGCAGCAACCCGGGCCCCCGGGAUCAGCCGUGCCGCCCGUGAAAUCCAAGGUCAAGGCCCUGUCUGAGCGCAACAAGACAGCCUUCAAGGGUGACAUGGAUAAGAAGGCCUCCCCUGUGCCCUCCUCCCUAUUCAGUCCCUCGCUUGUGAGCUGGGGCUCCAGCAGUAGCGAUGACGAUGCAGAGUCCCAGGGUUACACGUUCUCACCAGUUGUGCCUGACAGCCUGAUAGAGGGGGCAGGGAUGGCUGGGUUGGACUUCAGCCUGCUAGCACUCCCACGCGGCCUGGGCGAGGGCUCCAGCCYAGAGAACCUCUCUGUCGUUAGCGCCAACGCUAGUCCCCUGGAGGAUAACGUUAGUGCCGCUAAKGUGGCUAAACCCUGGGGCCAGCAGAGGAAGGCCAAGGGGCACAGCAGGGUGGGCAGGGAGCUGCUAUGCAGGGACAGCCUGGAGGGUCUGAGGCGGUGUAUGGGCGAGCUGGGGUCCCAGGGGGAAACGUUUGGCCUGUGGAGGGCCAACAGCCUGGAGAGUGUGUGCAGCAACCGGAUCUCCAUAUCUCUGGCAGAGAGGGUGGAGAUGAACCGGGGCCUCCUCAAGCAGAUACUGAAUAAGAGCCAGGGACCGGAGCCAGGGUCCAAAGAAAACCUGGAGAGAGAGCAGAAGGCAAAGGUGACCCCAUGCAAUGGAAGAGGUACAGUAAAGAGCUAAAGAUGCUGAGCCUGUAUUCUCCACCA
This is a messenger RNA of Salvelinus sp. IW2-2015, 1026 nucleotides long. The record is from RefSeq and is a predicted model, not a curated record. NCBI's taxonomy places the organism in Eukaryota, Metazoa, Chordata, Actinopteri, Salmoniformes, Salmonidae.